UGCGAUUGCCUUGCAAAGUCAGUGUGCCAAACAUCAGCAAAUCGCAAAUGGACGGAUCCGUCAGAGCCGCGAAGGAUGGUGGAAAACUCGCUGCCAUAGAAAGCCAUAGAACGCAAACUAUCCAAAACGAGAUUUAAUCGGGAAAGAGCUGGAUGCUUAACUCAACAUAACACAUUUUUACUCGUAGGCUACAUCAUAACCUUAUGCAACAUCGGCUCUGUCCGAGGACUGCGUAAAGGUACUGGAAAGGUUUUGGGAGCGAGAAUGGAGCGGGCGCCAAGCUCAAGCCCCAGCGGCGUAAAUCAGCCCGCACAACCUCCCCAGCAUGAACCUAUUAGUUUCGGCAUUGACCAGAUUCUCAGUGGUACCGACCAGGACGGUUCACAGAACACCACCCGGAGUGGUUCGGAUACUGGGAACGUCACAAGUGGAGGAAGUUACCACCUCGUUAGUCCAAGUGGAGCCAGUGCAGCGCCCUUCACUUCGCUUUCCGGUUCUUUCCAUGGAAUCGCAUCAUCAUACGAGGAAUCAAGUGCAUACGGAGUGAACUUGACUUUCACCCCAGGAGGGGUGAUACGAGUCCCGGCGCACAGGCCGCUGGCCGCCGCAGUGCCUCCUCCUAUAGCCAGCGCGGUACCAGGGCUCGGCAGCAUCAGCUUCCCCUGGAUGGAGAGCAGCCAAAGAUUCGCAAAGGAAAGAUUCGCAGCUGCACUGACGCCAUUCACAGUGACCCGGCGGAUUGGUCACCCCUAUCAGAACCGCACCCCUCCGAAGAGGAAGAAGCCGCGGACAUCUUUCUCCCGGGUGCAGAUCUGUGAGCUGGAGAAACGCUUUCAUAGACAGAAGUACCUGGCCAGCGCUGAACGGGCCGCUCUCGCCAAGACCCUCAAGAUGACCGACGCACAGGUCAAGACCUGGUUCCAGAACCGCAGGACCAAGUGGAGGCGACAGACAGCUGAGGAGAGGGAGGCGGAGCGGCAGCAGGCCAAUCGGCUGAUGAUCCAGCUGCAGCAUGAUGCCUUCCAGAAGUCCUUGAGUGACUCGGUUCCGUCCGAUCCACUCUGCAUCCACAACUCCUCCCUGUUCGCCCUGCAGAACCUGCAGCCGUGGGCCUCUGAGGAAGCAGCAAAGAUGGGCCGUGUCACCGCUUUAGUGUGACAGGGACAGGGUGGGGCCCUCUGGGACAUUACACACUCGGACUGAUAUCUAAGAAACUGCACAAAGGUGAUCCGUGAGCAAAUUGAAAUGAAUGAUUUAUUAUUGUCCAUCCAGAACAUAGCCAAAUUGUGUCUGAGGGAGUCUGAAGAUUAAACAAAAACUCCAGCUUCUAAGUACCCUGAUAUGAUCUGGACAUGCAGAAUGUUUGCUGGGUCCUUUGUGUCAGACGCAUCCUAGGUGGUAGCCUAUGAGCUGUGGCGAUGUACGUGACACACGUCACUGAGCCAGGCCUAUAAUUCCAAACUGACAUAUUGACUGACUGACACAGCACAGAUUGGCUCAUCUGUUUCUCCCACGUCCCAUCUGUUCCUUCACCACUACAGUUACACUAUCAGCUCUGUGCCCCUGCAUCUCAGAGCCGACCAGUCUGCAAAGGAUGAGAAAUGGAUGGGAAACAGAGAGAGAGAAUACACUAAUGUUCUGAGAAUAUAUAAAAUGUCGUUGUUGCAUGGAAUCAUUCUCAUCAUCCUCUCAUUUUCCAUCUUGAAUUCGAUCUAAUUGUUUCCUCUUUAGACUGCUGGUUAGCAGGAUUCUUUUGUACUGGGUGGAGACGGACUUAGGCAAACACAGAUCCUAAAAAGCCACUGAAUGUAUUACACGCUUUGAUUCCAAUCUAUUAACACUCUGAAGCUCAAUUAGGGUGAAUAAUUACAUUUGAAUAAGAAGGCAAACUAUAAAACCAGAUAGCCACAAGUGAGAUAUUGUAGAAAAAACAACUUGCUGUUCUAUUGGCCACCCAGAACACUAGCAAGACAUCUACUUUUUUUUCUCUCUCUCUCUAUAUAUAUAACUCAUUGAAGGGUUAAUACACAGCUCAAGGGCUAUUUUAGAAUAAUAACAUUUGCCAGUGGGACAAGAAGCAAUUCAGUAAAAGAGGAAGCUAAUUAUUUAUAGUGUUGUGUUAUUCAUGCCAGGCUGGACCCAUUCACUGGGAAGUGUGGUGCAUGAGGGUGGUAUAUCAGACCUGAGAGGUGGAGAGUCUGGUUGACUUUGUUCAAAUGUGGUGUAAAGGACUUUGUUGUAUGAGUCAUCUGAGAAUAUUUGACGCGGUGAAAUAGAUGGAUGAUAACAGCAUCUCUCCCCGUGUAUCAUAUUUGAGAAAUAUGUAAAUAACUAAACAAAACCUAAUAAUA
This is a messenger RNA of Oncorhynchus masou masou (cherry salmon), 2351 nucleotides long. Its product is annotated as T-cell leukemia homeobox protein 3-like. Gene Ontology annotation, cellular component: nucleus. Gene Ontology annotation, molecular function: DNA-binding transcription factor activity, RNA polymerase II-specific; RNA polymerase II cis-regulatory region sequence-specific DNA binding. The record is from RefSeq and is a predicted model, not a curated record. The transcript is spliced from 3 exons. Gene Ontology annotation, biological process: animal organ development; regulation of transcription by RNA polymerase II. The coding region runs from base 265 to 1158 and encodes 297 amino acids. Lineage: Eukaryota; Metazoa; Chordata; Actinopteri; Salmoniformes; Salmonidae.